UUAUUUACUAGUUCAAUGAAAACCCACUCACUGCUUGUCAAUUUGAGCUGUCAAAACAAAAUUUAUUGGAAUCGGAGAAGAUUGAGAGGCGUUAACCAAGAGAGUAUCCCUAAAAAAUCCCUGUUAGUCAAAAUGAUUCGCUUCAUUUUAAUUCAAAAUCGUGCGGGUAAGACGCGUCUGGCGAAGUGGUAUAUGAAUUUCGACGAUGACGAAAAACAGAAGCUUAUUGAAGAAGUACACGCCGUAGUCACAGUCAGAGACGCGAAGCACACCAACUUUGUUGAGUUCCGAAACUUCAAGAUAGUGUACCGGCGGUAUGCGGGGCUGUACUUCUGCAUCUGCGUGGACGUGAACGACAACAACCUGUGCUACUUGGAGGCCAUCCACAACUUUGUGGAGGUCCUCAAUGAGUACUUCCACAAUGUCUGCGAGCUGGACCUUGUCUUUAACUUCUACAAGGUGUACACAGUAGUGGAUGAGAUGUUCCUGGCAGGAGAGAUCCGGGAAACCUCACAGACCAAGGUCCUCAAGCAACUGCUCAUGCUCAACUCCCUCGAGUAAUGCCUCUCUACAUCUCCCACGCAAGCACAGCCUCCAAUCAUUCAGGUAGUACACACUUUAAACCUAAAAUGGCAACAGUUUGAAGAUUGGACAUAGUUCAGCAUGACCCAAAGAAUGUUGAGUUUUAGUGGUCAAACAUAAACAUUGUUUUAGAAAUAAACCAAUUUACUUUAACUGGGUCCAACUUUGAAACUCUGUUUUAAAAUUUAGAUAUUAAAAUGGCAGUUCAACUGUACCAAUUUAUCAAAUUGAUCUUGCAAUUUAGUACAAAAUUGGGAGAACAAGUAUGGUUAGAUAGUAAAUUGAACUGACAUUUUAGUAUGUAGAAUUUAAUAAUAAAGAUUACAACUUUACAUACUUGUUUUGCCAUUCACUGUUUUUAGUAAAGAUGUGGAGGUAGCUAUAAUGUUGAUACUGCAAUAAUUUGUAUACUAUGUGGCCACACAAGUCUCGCAGCCCUAGAAGGGAACAGUAUUACUUUGGUAGUAAAUACUUGUUAAUAUUAUGAAGGAAUUUUUUAUCAUCUCUAUUAGUUAUUUAUACAUUUCCAGUUCCACUCUGUUUAUUUACGUAAACUUUAGAAAAACCUGGUAAAAUAAAGUAAUUCUGGUAGAAUGCAAGAAACAGAUUUAUUCAGACAGUUUAUCAUUCCCUUCUUUAACACCAGCAGUACAACUACUGGAAUAAGUUGAUUUGUAUUUAUAAAUGAAAUAUAUGAUCUGUAAUAUUACACUAGGUGUAUGAAGAUAUUAGAAAAUUAUUAGCUUGUGUUAAGUGUAUAAGUAUGAGUAUUUUAAUCUAUUUUAUUUAUUUUUAAUACUCAUUCCAUUUCUUAGGGUCUUGUAUGGAAUAUAUCUUGGGCUCUGUAGUAGCUUAUGGUAAUGAAUUGGUGAGGCAAUAAUAUAAACACUUUUUUCAUAGUAAUGGUUGAUAAGUUUAUUAUGAAAAACAAAGUUAAUUGUAACAUUAUCUGAGCAUAUAUGAAGACAUUAUGGAAUAAUAAAUAAAAUAACUUAGCUUCAUCUUAAGUAACACAUUUCACUAUAAAGUGUAUUGUAUAUAAAAGAUUGUAUCAAUAAGUGUUGUAUGUUUCCGUAGAGAAAUAUCAUGAUAUGAAAGAGUAAUAAUAAAUCAUAUUUAUGAC
This is a messenger RNA of Cydia splendana, 1705 nucleotides long. RefSeq names its product AP-2 complex subunit sigma (gene AP-2sigma). Gene Ontology annotation, molecular function: clathrin-cargo adaptor activity. Gene Ontology annotation, biological process: intracellular protein transport; clathrin-dependent endocytosis. Bases 16 to 561 code for a protein of 181 amino acids. The transcript has 4 exons. The record is from RefSeq and is a predicted model, not a curated record. NCBI's taxonomy places the organism in Eukaryota, Metazoa, Arthropoda, Insecta, Lepidoptera, Tortricidae. Gene Ontology annotation, cellular component: intracellular membrane-bounded organelle; AP-2 adaptor complex; membrane coat.